AUGCUACAACAAACAUUUUCAUUUGGUGACGGAUUCGCUUAUGUUGGUGGAGCUUGUGUCGUUAAUAAGCGAUUGGAAAAAGUUAAUAGUGUUGCUAUCAUCGAGGAUACUGGCGGGUUCAGUGGAAUUAUUGUUGCAGCUCAUGAAGUUGGUCAUUUAUUGGGUGCUGUUCACGAUGGUUCUCCACCACCAAGUUAUUUGGGCGGGCCUGGAGCUGAAAAGUGUCGUUGGGAAGACGGUUAUAUCAUGUCAGAUUUAAGACACACAGAGAGAGGCUUCCGUUGGUCACCAUGCAGUGUUCAAAGCUUCCAUCAUUUCUUAAAUGGAGACACUGCCAGUUGCUUACAUAAUGCGCCCCAUGAAGAUGAAGCUUUAGGACGUCAAUUACCUGGAACACUUUUAUCCCUUGACGCUCAAUGUCGUAGAGAUCGUGGAACGUCUGCUUGUUUCAAAGAUGAAAGAGUAUGCGCACAACUCUUCUGUUUUGAUGCUGCGAGUGGUUAUUGUGUUGCUUAUAGACCUGCAGCUGAAGGAUCAUCGUGUGGUGAUGGACAACAUUGCCUUGAUGGAAAAUGUGUUCAAGAGAACGAAAAUAUUAUUCCUGAUUAUUCACAACAUACGCCAUCAUACAUCAGCCCAAAUUCCUUCAAUUCACAGUUCCAAAAUGAUUUAAGAAAGGUGCUGAAUGAAGCGGAAGUAACAUUAGGCGAGUUGGAGACGACGAAAAAAAGCACAACGACGACAACAACGACAACAACCCAAGCACCUUCCACUACAAAAAGCACAACAACUGUGUCAACUACGAAAAGCACAUCCCUCCAAACCCAACGCAGCACAAAACGUUAUUAUGCACCAUCAAAAAAACCCGACGACGUCCCGAAAACACCGAAAACAUAUUUCAGUAAUUCAUUUUAUCAUAAUAAUAAUCAAAAUAAUAUCAACAACGGACAAACCGACCGCUCGAAAAAUCUUUUAAAGAAAGCACUUGACAUAGAAACACCCACGCCAGCACCAACCAAAUCCACAAUCAGUCCUUAUUAUUAUGGUUUUAAUCGCUUGCCACAAUACACAACAUCAACACAAAAAUCUUCUCGAAAAUCGUGGUUAACCACGACCACCCAAAAGCCUUACAUUUUCCAAUACUACACGACUACAAAGAAAGUAGAUUUGCUGGCGUCGACUAAACAUUCGACGAACUUUGAAGUUGAUAAUAAUAAUUUUGAGAAUCAAGGUCCAUCAAACGAUGAUCUUGAAGUUGCAAAGUCAAAAACAUCGACUUAUAAUCCCGUUUUCGAUAUUUAUUUCAAGCAAAUCGGUCGUCAGAGGACGACGACCAGAAAGCCUUAUGUUUCAUCGUAAUUCCUAAUUUAACUCUCUCCCACACCCACGCCCAUCUCAUCUUUUUCGAUUCUCAUUUGAACGAAUUUGUGACCAAAAAUAUUAUGAUAGAAUUUUUUUAUGUUCGACUCACGACUUUAUGUGUUAAGAUUUUCAUUGAAACAAUCCUAGUGAUUCCAUCCAUAGGGCGAUCUCCAAGUGAAUCGUUUUUGUGGAAAGAAAAAAUAGUAAAAAACUAAAAAGCUUGCCAUCAGUUACAACCGAGUGAUUUAAUUAAAUUUACAAAAAAAAAAUCUUCAUUUGUACAACAAACAAUGCUACUUUAAUUCUUUUGAAGAACUAUACAUAUCUAUGCUAAAUAACUUGAACAUUUCUUUUUUGGCAACUCUGAUAAAUACUUUUGGUGAAUUUUUCAUAUAUUUAAUAUAUUUCUCACUGAUAGAUAAACUUUUAAGAUGUUUAUGCUGACAAAUUAUUUUUUGGGGAUAGAUAAUUACUAAAUGGUUCAAAAAUUCACAAAAAUCUUUCUUUUCACAAUACUUCCUAUAUCCAUAAGAUUGGACAAUUUUUGUGACGAUUGAAAGACGAGAGCUUAAUUUCGUGUCUUUUUAGCAAUAAGAAUUAUUUGUUAAUUGUAGGCUAAUUAGAAUUUAGGUUGUGAAAUAUUUCAUACUUUUCUUGCUAUAAAAAUUUUGUCUUACAUAUUUUUUUGUUUAUAAAUACCUUCAAUCUACCAAUAAUUUAAAUGUCACAAUACAAACUAAACAUAAAAAAUCAUAAAAUGACGACAGCACUUUGAUAAAAAUAAUAUAAAUAUAAAAUCUAGGAAUUGUAAUGGUUGGAAAAUCCUUCAAUAAAACACAAAUUUUUAUAUCAAUUCAC
This is a messenger RNA of Clunio marinus, 2220 nucleotides long. The record is from the annotation of a GenBank genome assembly. Lineage: Eukaryota; Metazoa; Arthropoda; Insecta; Diptera; Chironomidae.